AUGGCCGCUCCGCAGGACCCGCUGCCCCCAGCUUUUUUAUUUCAAGCAGGUCAUGCAGCAAAGGAGCCAGUGGAGGAUACAGAUCCAAGCACUCUAUCCUUAACAAUGACUGAAAAAUAUCCUGUCCAGGACACAGGAGUACCUAAAGAUGAGGAAUACCUAACAGAUGAAGUUACAUUGGAAAUUGCAUCCGUGAACAUCAAGACCCUUACGUCAGAUUCUGGCCUAAUCCAACAGCCAGAAGACAAAGACAUGCAAAACCAUAGUGAUGAAUCCCUUUCAGAUAUCAAGAAAACCUGCAAGGAAAACGGCACCUGCUCGUUGUGCUUAUUCCGUGCGCCAACCAUAAGUGAUAUGCUCAAUGAUGAAGACUUGUUGUACACAGUGAGGCUAAAGCUGGAUCCCUGCCACCCAACAGUGAAAAACUGGAGAAAUUUAGCAAGCAAGUGGGGGAUGACUUAUGAUGAAUUGUGUUUCCUUGAACAGAAGCCCCAAAGUCCCACCUUGGAGUUCUUGCUACGGAAUAGUGACCGGACUGUGGAGCAGCUGAUUGAUCUCUGCAAAUUUUAUAAGAGAAUUGAUGUGGUGAAAGUGCUGCUGAAAUGGGUGGAGGAGGAGUGGCCCAAGAGAGACAACAGAACUUAUCAGAAUGACUUGUAGAUCAAAGAAAGUUGAUAAUCUCUAUAUGUUAAGUUCUGGGACUAGCUGCCACUAGGGCAUGGGAACUUUCCCUUGCAAGACAGAGAGCGAGCCUGUACUGACGGUUUGUAGACUGUAUAAGCUUUAUGUACUGUAUACACAUACAUAUGUUUUGUGCCCUCAGGGUUGCAAAGAUAACCUUCCAAAAAUGGAUGGAAUAAUGCAGGUUGUGUUCUUGAGUCUACAAAUGCCUUGAUGCUGUUUGUAGGCUUCCUAAGCAGAAGAGGAAUGAAAAAGCCAGAUCACUGGUUUUACUGUAGCAGUUGUGAACCGUGUCAGCUGUGUGCUAUUGGGAAAGCCAAAAUUAGAAGGCAAACCCUGGCCUUUGUGGCAGCCCUUCUACAGUUGUAUAUGUUCAGCCUAGUAGGAGAUAAGGGGUUAUUUUUUUCCCCCUCAUUUGUUAAUUUUUUUUUUAAAGCUUUAUGACACUGGUUUUGGCACAGGAACACCUCAGUGUUUCAAGCAGUAAUUUGGAUUUGCAUGUUACAAUUAAUUCAGUGUUUCAACAUCACAUUCAGGCACAUUAAGCUUUACAUCUCUUUUAAAAAUAGUCACUGUUUGCAUACUUAUACAUCAUAGGGCAUGUGUUUGCUGUAGAAGAAAUCAUGGAAUUCAAAGAGACUUUGCAGCCCAUAACCACUGGGGAACAAAAAAUGCUUAAUACUUAAAAUUACUUUCCAAAGUUUUGGAAAAAAAUACACAUUGAGUGCCCUUACCUGUUGCCUCCAAUGCCUCUCACUUUGCAGUGUGAGGCAAUAGCUAAUGUCUCACCCACAGUAUAUCCUGAGUAUUGAGUAUAAUUUCCCUUUUCACAGGCUGUAGUUUACAGUCCUGUUGGUUGACCUACUUUCUGUUUCACACCAACGUAGUUGCACACAGGCGAAACUAGCACAAGCUUAUGUAAUGAUUAAAGCCACUCUAAUGGGAAAUUAACAGGUACAUUCAUCUAUGGUCCACAUAGAUGGUUAUUAAAGCACUUAUGGUGGUUUAAAAUGAUGAAUUUUAAUACUCUGAAUUACAUUGUUUACAAUUUAUUUUAGAAAUGGAUCUUUUACCUACCAUUCUUCUGUGUUAAAAAAA
This is a messenger RNA of Dryobates pubescens (Downy woodpecker), 1779 nucleotides long. It is a transcript of the gene EDARADD, whose product is annotated as EDAR associated via death domain. Gene Ontology annotation, biological process: signal transduction. Gene Ontology annotation, molecular function: protein binding. The record is from RefSeq and is a predicted model, not a curated record. The transcript has 6 exons. The coding region runs from base 1 to 660 and encodes 219 amino acids. Lineage: Eukaryota; Metazoa; Chordata; Aves; Piciformes; Picidae.